Lentinula edodes (shiitake mushroom) is the source of this 1910-nucleotide messenger RNA. Its product is annotated as pre-mRNA splicing factor. Bases 78 to 1820 code for a protein of 580 amino acids. Gene Ontology annotation, cellular component: catalytic step 2 spliceosome. The record is from RefSeq and is a predicted model, not a curated record. Gene Ontology annotation, molecular function: mRNA binding; protein binding. Lineage: Eukaryota; Fungi; Basidiomycota; Agaricomycetes; Agaricales; Omphalotaceae. Gene Ontology annotation, biological process: mRNA splicing, via spliceosome. The transcript has 7 exons.
GACAAAAUUCAAAGUUCUCCACAGUACUACUACUAGUACUGUGAACGCUGCCGGAUCUCUCGCAUUCGUCUUUCAGAAUGGCUCUGGUAUCGGCCUACUCAUCUGAUGAAGAUGAUGCAUUCUCCGCGGGGGAUGUUUUUGGACUUUCAACUCUUCCCUCUGCAAAAAAACCUCGCGUCGACGAUUUGGUCAAACAACAAUUACACGCUGCUCCGGAUGUAUUAUCUGAGGACCCUCUUCACCAAACGUCGCUCGUCACUCGUCCAACAGACACGCAAAUGAACGUCAACAUAAAGUACGACGACAUGAUGUUGCCUUUGCAAGGCCCCGAGAAUCCUUUUGGUGACAGAAAACGGUUCUUGAAUCAGAAUGCUCUCGCUGGUCAUGUUGAAGAGCAGUCUAUGACGGAGCAUGCCUUUCGUUCUCAGCACCUCACCCAUGCCAUCCUUGGUUAUUCUGCAAAUCCGUCAAUAGACCCAAAUGCCCCUGCAGUUCUCGGUUCAAUAGAAAGUGCACAAUCAAACGGUUUUUCUACAAUCGAUACUCUGCGUGCUACAAGGAGCCAGCGUAAAGAAUUAAAGCGAAAACGAAAACAGAGAGGCGACCUGGAUAUCGUGGAAGGAGAGGGAGCUUAUGUCGGUCCUUGGGCGACUUGGCAAGGAGAUGAACCUGAAAAUCAUUUCUUAACUGGUGUAGAAGUAGGUGAUGAGCAAGAGGAAGAGGAGGAGGAAGAAGAAGAAGAAGUCGUAAAGACGAAGAAAGCAAAACCAAAGCGCGGCGCACCUGGUCAGGAAACAUCUAUCUUCCAUGGAAAGUCUAUGACAGACUACCAGGGCCGAACGUACAUGUCACCACCUGUGGCGGAAGCACCAAAUCUAUUGCAGGAAGCUGGGUCGCAGGAAUGUUUCAUUCCAAAAGUUUGUAUACACACCUGGACCGGUCAUACGCAAGGCGUAUCGGUCAUUCGUACCUUCCCGGAAACUGGUCAUAUGUUCCUCAGCGGCUCGAUGGAUACAAAAAUCAAACUUUGGGAUAUAUAUACACAUGGAAACUGUUUACGCACUUUCCAUGGACACGUCAAAGCCGUGAAGGAUGUAACGUUCUCGAACGACGGCCGUCAAUUUCUAUCCUGUAGCUACGAUCGAACAAUCAAACUAUGGGAUACUGAAACCGGCCAGUGUAUCAAACGCUUUGGUAAUGGGAAGAUUCCUUAUGUCGUCCGGUUCCACCCAGAUCAAGAUAAACAGCACAUUUUCCUCGCUGGUAUGUCGGAUAAGAAGAUUAUUCAAUACGAUAUGAACACCGGCGACAUUACACAAGAAUACGAUCAGCACUUGGGUCCUGUCAACACCAUUACUUUCGUUGAUGAAAACCGCCGCUUCGUCACCACCUCGGACGACAAAACAAUACGGGCUUGGGACUUUGAUAUACCUGUGGUCAUCAAGUAUAUCGCUGAACCACACAUGCAUUCGAUGCCAGCUGUGACGCUCCAUCCUUCGAAUCGAUACUUCGCGGCACAGUCGCUCGAUAACCAAAUCCUUGUCUACAGCACUGACAACUUUCGCCAGAAUCGUAAGAAACGAUUUGCUGGUCAUUCUGUAGCCGGAUACGCGUGUCAAGUGGGAUUCUCCCCAGAUGGAAAAUGGAUUAGCAGCGGAGACGGAGAAGGAAAUGUCGUUUUCUGGGACUGGAAGACAGGGCGAAUCAAGUCCAGGCUGAAGGCUCACUCGAAAGUCGUCAUUACUCACGAAUGGCUUCCUCAUGAUACAUCAAAAGUAAUCACGGCGUCAUGGGAUGGACUUAUCAAGCUAUGGGAUUGAGAACCUUCGAACUCAAUAAUCUUAUUUUCGUUGUACAUACACACCCAUAUAAUAACAUGUUGUAACACGAUUCUCUGCUUGCAUAUGGAC